CGAGACCGCAAGCACCCAACGAACACCUCGACAACUCCUCCCGACAACCACCGCCGCCAUGGGUCGUCUUCACAGCAACGGAAAGGGUAUCUCUUCGAGCGCCAUCCCAUACUCGCGCGCUCCUCCGGCAUGGCUCAAGACCACGCCUGAUCAGGUCGUCGACCAGAUCUGCAAGCUCGCAAAGAAGGGUGCCACUCCAUCGCAGAUUGGUGUCGUUCUCCGUGACUCGCACGGUGUUGCCCAGGUCAAGGUUGUCACUGGUAACAAGAUCCUCCGUAUCCUCAAGGGCAACGGCCUCGCUCCAGAAAUCCCAGAGGACCUCUACAUGUUGAUCAAGAAGGCCGUCGCUGUCCGCAAGCACCUCGAGCGCAACCGCAAGGACAAGGACAGCAAGUUCCGCCUCAUUCUGAUCGAGUCCCGUAUCCACCGCCUCUCUCGCUACUACAAGACCGUUGGUGCUCUCCCACCAACCUGGCGAUACGAGAGCGCCACUGCCAGCACCCUCGUCGCAUAAGCGUAUCGCACUCGCAUCGAGAUCUGGUUGUUGCAUUCAGGAACGGAAAGCAUGGCGUCAAGGAGGAUAUCCAACGAGGCACACUGCCUUUGCUGCAGUAUGAUGACGGCGGAAGAGCACGCCGAAAAGGCACUUUGGUAGCCACGAAAUCAAGACAAGAAACUUCACGCGCCA
This is a messenger RNA of Cercospora beticola, 688 nucleotides long. RefSeq names its product 40S ribosomal protein uS15 (gene RPS13). Lineage: Eukaryota; Fungi; Ascomycota; Dothideomycetes; Mycosphaerellales; Mycosphaerellaceae. Gene Ontology annotation, cellular component: cytosolic small ribosomal subunit; nucleolus; ribosome. Gene Ontology annotation, biological process: translation. Gene Ontology annotation, molecular function: structural constituent of ribosome; small ribosomal subunit rRNA binding. The record is from RefSeq and is a predicted model, not a curated record.